ACUAUAGUGGCGAAAGGGCCGCAUGUUAAAAGAGCUCUCAAAUACAGGAGCGGCCUGGUACAGGGACGCGUCCUGUUGUACAGAAGAGGACAAAGUGGCCUCACAAGUAGCACGCGAAACUAAAGCAGGAAGUUAAAGCGGACAAAGCGGCCGCGUACCAAGAGCAAAGUCUCUGGGGUUAGACUACAAGUCAGAGGAAGUAACAAGUAGCAAGUGAAGAACCGCACAACAACAGGGCAUUCUAUUAGCAGGAAACCAAGUAAAGAAUGGAUCGACGAAAAAAUGGUGGAAGACCAAAAGAAGAAGGAGAAGUGCAGCGAGGAAGGCUGCUACAAUCCUACGGCGCCAGCAGGCAGAUGCUAGCGAAGUAGGUUUCAAGACGAAAAUCAGCGUUGCGAACUGGUUCGGCGUCUUGUGUAAAAAGACAAACUUAGCUCCCAAAGAAUCUCAAGAUGAAGAUCGAGAAACUAGAAGUUGGAUGUUGGAACGUUAGAUCGAUACAUAACACGGCGAAGGCGCACGAGAGUGAAGUCAAACUCAAGUCGAUCCUGCUACAGCUAGAGGCCGAGUGCAUUCAGCUAGCUGCACUCACGGAAACAAACAAGCCCAAGACAUGCGAGGAACAAGUAGGAGGCUGGACAUUAUACCACGCUGGGGGGAAAGGGCGAACAGGUGCGUCGUGGGCUAUACGCAACGAGAUAAAACACUUGGUGGCUGACUGGAAGGCGUUGAGCGGGCGGGCAUGCAUCCUAGACCUGAAGGCACCAGCCGGGGGGAGGCCACUAAGAUGCAUCAGCGUAUACGCGCCCACAGCAGUAGACGAGAACGCCAACAAGACAGAGGCCUUCUACUCGGACAUCAGAGGAGCUCUCAGAGGGACAACGAGGUCGAUGGUACUAGGAGACUUCAACGCAAGACUACCGCUAGGACCAAGCGAAUGCACCGGGCGGCACGGGAGGGCUGUUAACCAGAGGGCCAACAAGAACACAGAGUCCCUAAGGAGCUUCGCCUGUGAGGUCGGACUACAGUCAAUGGCAAGCUACUUCAGACACGGGCACCACGGUUACGGAACAUGGGCGCACCCAGACACAACAAAGGGAGCAGCAAGGUGGCAGCAGAUAGACCACUGCUUGUGCAGCGUAAACCUGAAAGCCACGAAACAGGAUUGCAGGGUAGUGCACACAGACAAACGCUUCUCGGACCACAAGAUGGUGAAGCUAACACUGAGGACAGACGCUUUUGGGUGGUACGGGAGGAGGAAGAAGAAGCACCCAACCGUAAGGGUACCAAGGCCAGGCCGGGAAACGCCGGACCAGAGGAGAGCCUACAACGAAGCCGUAGAGGGGACAAAAGGAGACAUACAGGAGGCAAUGCGAAAGGCAGCCCAGAAGGUCUUUGGAGAAGAGAAGCAGGAGAAACCGUGGAUCACGCAGGAGUUCAGGGAUGUCUGGCUCGAGCGGCAGGCACAGCUCCGAGCAGGGGACAAGGAGGAGGCCAAAAGGCUGCUAAAGCUGCUGUCAUGGAUAGAAAGAAGGGAUGAGGAGAAGUGGCUAGAAAUGACUUGCGCAGAGGCUGACGAGUAUUAUGCGAAGAGUGGACUAGCGCCGGCAUUGGGCAGAGUAAGCAGGUACUACGGCAGAAGGCCCGCGCAGAGGGUAAGAAGGGUGACAACUGAGCCGCUGGCAUAUAGCGGGAAGACCGAGCACACAGCCAAGGGCAAGGCGGAGCUUCACAGAGCUUUCUACGAAACAGUCUUUACAGGGCAGGAGCCAUCCUCGUAUCCAGCGGAGACAGCCACCGAGGGCAGAGGGGGCCUCAGGGGUGUCAGCAGCACUGUCACAGACAGGGAGAUAGAGGACGCGGUGAGGAGGUUGAGGCUAGGGAAGGCGAGCGGCACCGACGAGCUUACCGUGGAGCAUCUCCUUCUGCUAGAAGGAACAAACAGAAAGAGGCUCCUAGCAGCAGUAAGGAGGAGAUGGGAAGGUGCGGAGCUCAGCCCACACGAGAUAGAAUCAUUAGUAACAGUGCUUCCAAAGCGGGGAAAGGACCAGAGCAAGGCAGAGGGGUGGCGGCCCAUAUCGCUACUAAACGUUCUAGCAAAGGUACACGCGCAGUUGGUUCACAGCAAGAUCUCGAGAGCUAUAGACAGCAUUCUCGGGGAGGAGCAGGCGGGAUUCAGGAGGUACAGGAGGGCCGUCGACAAUACACUGGCGCUAAAGAUACUAGCACAGAACGAGAGGAAGGCAGGGAGACCGCUCUUCUUGUUGUUCAUCGACCUGCGGCAGGCCUUUGACAAGGUACCUCGCACACUGAUACAGCGCGCCUUCGAGUACUACGGUCUACCUGAGGAGAUGCAGGCUAAGUUCUGGGCGCUAUACAGGGGACAUCUGUUCCAGGUGAAGCGAGACGGCGCGAGAAGCAGGCCAACAGAGACAACAACAGGAACCAAGCAGGGCUGCCUACUGUCGCCUACCAUCUUCAGCCUGGUCGUGCGAUACGUACUCCUACACACAAAGCAGACAGGGGGGCUAAGGCUGGGACAGCAGAGGAUCACGAGGAGUGACAGCAUAGCGAUGAACCAAACAGAUGGGAACGAGCUCAAGAGGCUCCUAUACGCCGACGAUAUAGUCAGCUUCGCAGAGAGCUGGCAGGAGCUACUCGAGGCAGUGGGAGACAUAAGGCAGACCUUCACAGCGUUCGGGUUGCAGGUAAACGAGGGAAAGACAAAGUUCCUAGUAGUGAACGCUGAGGGACAGCCAGAGACCUUCCCUGAGGCGAUCGGCUUGAUCGAGAGGGUCAGGGAAUUCGAGUACCUGGGUACGAUCAUCACAGAGGAGGCCGACGAUGAGAGGGACAUAGAGGUGAGAAUAAACAAGGCACAAAGGAAGACAGGGGAGCUGGGCCGCAUACUCUGUAGCAGUAGAGUUCGGCCGCAGCUGAAGGUGAAGGUUCUCAACUCGUUUGUCUACCCGGUCUUAGCCUGGGGGGCGGAGACUUGGGCUCCGACACAGAGGCAGGAGGACGCGUUGGACACCUUCUGGAACAAGAAGCUGCGUCAGUGCCUAGGUAUAACGAAGAGGGACAGGUGGACAACAAAGGAAGUACUAGCGAGCCUAGACCAGAGGAGGCUCUCAGAAAGACUACAGUCCGCACGUCUGAAGUACCUGGGUCACGUCGUACGCUACCCAGAGGGGCGCUGGGUGAGGAGACUGAUAGGGGCCACAGACGCUGGGAGGCCAGCGAAGACCAACAGAAAGGGAAGACCGAGGGAAACGUGGAGGGAUAGGGUAUCCAAGGAACUAGUGGCUAGAUUUGCCACAAUGGAUGACUGCCUAGAAAGAGAGCGAUGGAAGAUCAUAGCUGAAGGAAAGGCAAACGACCCCCCCCCCUCCUCCACCAUCGACAACUUCAGCGCAGCACUUCUUCUUCUCAAAUCCUUCUCCCACAGGAUCCACCUCAACCUCAACUAGCACUAGAACUAGAAUGUCAGCGCCAGCACCAACGGCAACAGCUUCAACUUCAUCAUCAUCAUCUCCAACAACAGGACACAACUGGCGAAAUAGUAGAAAUGGAAGCAAAUAGCGAGCAAGUAGAAGCGCCGCAUCCACAUAGCCAACUUUUUCAACACAACAGUUUCAACAUCAG
Messenger RNA from Amoebophrya sp. A25, 3645 nucleotides. The record is from the annotation of a GenBank genome assembly. NCBI's taxonomy places the organism in Eukaryota, Dinophyceae, Syndiniales, Amoebophryaceae.